Poecilia reticulata (guppy) is the source of this 3330-nucleotide messenger RNA. It is a transcript of the gene msl2b, whose product is annotated as MSL complex subunit 2b. The record is from RefSeq and is a predicted model, not a curated record. Gene Ontology annotation, cellular component: MSL complex. Gene Ontology annotation, biological process: protein ubiquitination. NCBI's taxonomy places the organism in Eukaryota, Metazoa, Chordata, Actinopteri, Cyprinodontiformes, Poeciliidae. Gene Ontology annotation, molecular function: ubiquitin protein ligase activity.
AGCGCCCCCUUGUUUGCGUGUGAAGAAGCAGCACAGCGGCUAAUGAUAGCAACGAACACCAACGGGGAAAAUAAUUUAAUAUUGUGUUCUCUGACACUCUUACGGUCCAGUAAAAGUUACGAGAGGAGUUAAUUUUUUCUGUUCUUUGUUACAUUUUCACUGAGACUGAAGGAAUCUUUUUAAUCCCGUGAACGGGGACGCGGCCUGCUUAUGUAGCCGGCUUCCCGGUGCAGCUCAGGCGGCUUGCGCUGUCAGGAAAACCCGGUGCUUCCGCUCGCUUGUUUUUCUCUGCCGCGACAGAACCGGCGAAGCUUUUUAAUUAUUUUUACUGCUGUUGUUUUCAUACCAGGAAUCUAUUGUUUCACCGCCCCCUCUCGCUGAGCCGUGGGUGCCGGUACUUCUCACCUAAAAAGGACCAUUUAAACCCCGGAGCGGCCUGUUUUGUUUUCGAGCCGCCAUGAAUCUCUGCGAACAAUAACACAACCAUAAAUAACUAGCCUGCUGCCGCCGGGGCUGCACCGCAACUGGAGGGUUUAAUUAAUGCAUCAUGCGCUACAAGCUGUGGACAACACGGGAGGAAAAUGCAUGUGGAUAAUGGAUUCACAUGUCGGAGCACAUCGCAAACCGGAGCACUUUAUCAUGUGAAUUUCGGAGCUGCUGCGAGUUAACCGGGCGAAAGCGGCGUCAAAAGGUGGAGGAAACGGGCUCCAGUCCAGAUUUAGCUCUCUUAUUUUUCAUGUCGUUUGGAAACAACCGGAGCUGAUGAGGAUAAACCGACAUUAUGUGCAUGGUAGGCCCUUUUAGGAGCUGCUCCUUCUCCCCCGGACCGGGACAUCACGCCAAGGAUGUGACUGGGAAUGUGUGACCGGGAUUUCUCUGCGCCCAGACUGUUAUAUAUGUGGGAUUUACCGACGGAGAACUGACCGAGGUUCCUGCCUCCAUCUAUGCUCUCUCCAAAGCCGCCGGACUCCCUCGACAAAUAUUUUUACCUCACAGAAAGCGGGAGUUGAUCGGGGGUUAAUUUAUCUGUGUGUGGCUUCCUUCCUCUUUCUUUUUUCCUUUCUUUUUCAUGUGUUUUUAACGUACUGAUCCACUUAAACGGACCGAGCCAGCCAGCUGAGAUGAACCCGGUGAAUGCGACCGCUCUCUACGUGUCGGCGAGCCGCUCGGUGCUGCAGUGCGACCCCGGAGAUCCCCGGGAGCUGGCGGAGCUCUGCAAGGUUUUGCCGUUUUUCCGCCAGUCCCUGUCCUGCCUGGUCUGUGGUAACCUGCUGCAGGACCCCAUCGCUCCCACCAACUCGUCCUGCCAGCACUACGUCUGCCGCGGCUGUAAAGGUCAGCGGAUGCAGCUGAAGCCGUCCUGCAGCUGGUGCAAGGACUACGCCCGCUUCGAGGAGAACCGCCAGCUCUCGCUGCUCGUCCGCUGCUACAGGAAGCUCUGCCUCUACAUCACGCAGUCUCCGCUGGCGCCGCACCUCGCCAGCGCCGCCGGCGACUCUCCGGACCUGCAGGCUAUCCUGGAGGAGGGGCUGGCGCUGGCCGAGAGCGAGCCGGAGAUCGUCUCCGGGUCGCCGUCGUCACCGCCGCCUAGGACUGCGCCAGACGAGGCUCAGCCCCCGACGGAGGUCAAAGACGAGGAGCGGGGCACUACAGUGAACGGGCUCCACGACUGCAACGGCCUAGUGGGCUCGGACUCGCUGCAGCCCGUCGCUGUGGAAACGGGCGGGGGCGUGGUCAAGCAGGAGGGCUUCUCGGAGGAGCUGCCAGUGUGUGUGAGCGUGUCGGCCGGCGGGGGGGCGGGGCUCUGCGACAUCGGCCAUUUUGGGGAGGAGCUGAAGCACAGCGGGGGGGCUCUGCUGCUCAGCGUUGAGGAAGUGCUCAGGACUCUGGAGACGGACCCCGCCGAGCCCGACUACCCCGCCCUGAACGGGCCGCACCGCCUCGACCCCGCCUGCCUCAUCCUGGACAGCGGCCCCCGCUUUCCCCACCCCCACCUGUUGCCCCAGCCCUCCGCCGUCGCCCCCCACGUCCCGCCACGCUGCCACCGCAAGCGCUCCCGCUCGGAAAGCGACAGCGAGAAGGUGCAGCCCCUCAACAUCACCAGCCUCCUGCGGGGGCCCGCACUCCCCGCCCCGCAGCACCAUGCCGCCACCGCCAAACAUGAGCCCAGGUUCCCCACAGCCGCGCCCCACUCCCACCUGGCGCCAGUCCCCAACGGCGGCCACCCAAAGGUCGGCAAGACGGUUCUGGUCCACAACAAGGCCCUGAAGAAGACCAUGGAGCACCACGGGCCAAACAAGAAGCCCUACACCAAACCCCGGCAGGGGGCCCCCAAACCGCGCACCCAGCCCCGCGACAGGGCGCCACCCCACCAACACCCCCUCUCUCACCCGCCGAGCCCCUCCAAGCCGCUCUACAAGAAACCUGUGGAGAAGAAAGGCUGCAAGUGCGGCAGAGCAACGCAGAACCCAUCAGUGUUGACCUGCAGGGGGCAGCGUUGUCCCUGCUACUCCAACCGCAAGGCGUGUCUGGACUGCAUCUGCCGCGGCUGCCAGAACUCCUACAUGGCCAACGGCGAGAAGAAGCUGGAGGCCUUCGCCGUGCCGGAGAAGGCUCUGGAGCAGACCCGCCUCACGCUGGGCAUCAACCUCACCAGCAUCACGGCGGCCGCCCUGCGGAGCCCCGCCGCCGGCUCCCCGGGCGGCGCCCUCCUCAAUGUCACCACGGCGACCGGCGCACCCGUCUCCGCCGCCUUCCUGUCGGGCGCCGGCCACGACAACCGGGCCUUUGAGGAGUCGCUGGAGAUGCGGUUUGACUGUUGAGGACGCGACAUUUCUUCCUACAUUCCCGGGUCGACCUGCAGCGGAGCCGGAACCAGAACCAGAACCAGAACCAGGCAGCUACACGACGGGCGGUGCAUGUGGAGGAACACUGCAAAAAAAAUAAAAUUUUACCAAGUAUUUCUGGUCUCGUUCUACUGCAAAUAUGUUAGCGCACUUAAAAUAAUAAAAAACAACUUUAGGUAACUUUUCUGCAACAUGUAGUAGAUAAAUUUAAUAAAAUAAUUUAUUAGUUUAAAACUUGUACUUUUUAAGAACUACUAAAUUAUUUUACUUAAAACAAGCUCAAAUAUCAUGCAGAAAAAUUACUUGUGAGUUGGUUUUGCUUUAUUUAUUUGCACUUGAAACUAGACAAACAUACUUGGUAAACUUUGUUUUUGCAGAGAUGUAGCGUUACUGUAUGUGCAGAGGUUUCAUUUCACUUUUCUUUACUUCGUCUGCACUGCAAAAACUGAAUCCUACCAAGGAUUUUUGUUUUUUUUCUAGUGCA